Messenger RNA from Diceros bicornis minor, 1102 nucleotides. It is a transcript of the gene BUD23, whose product is annotated as BUD23 rRNA methyltransferase and ribosome maturation factor. Gene Ontology annotation, molecular function: rRNA (guanine) methyltransferase activity. The record is from RefSeq and is a predicted model, not a curated record. Gene Ontology annotation, cellular component: nucleolus. The coding region runs from base 50 to 895 and encodes 281 amino acids. Gene Ontology annotation, biological process: rRNA (guanine-N7)-methylation. NCBI's taxonomy places the organism in Eukaryota, Metazoa, Chordata, Mammalia, Perissodactyla, Rhinocerotidae. The transcript is spliced from 12 exons.
GCCAGGUUCCGUGAGCCGCCGGCACCAGCCGUGCUGACGAGCGCUGGGGAUGGCGUUCCGCGGGCGGAGACCAGAGCACGGCGGGCCCCCGGAGCUGUUUUACGACAAGAAUGAAGCCCGGAAAUACGUGCGCAACUCACGGAUGAUUGACGUCCAGACCAAGAUGGCUGGACGAGCAUUGGAGCUCCUUUAUCUGCCCGAAGAUCGGCCCUGUUACCUCUUGGAUAUUGGCUGCGGCUCUGGGCUGAGUGGAGAUUAUCUCUCGGAUGAAGGGCACUACUGGGUGGGCAUUGACAUCAGCCCUGCCAUGCUGGAUGCGGCCUUGGACCGAGACACGGAGGGAGACCUGCUUCUAGGGGACAUGGGCCAGGGCCUCCCCUUCAAACCGGGCACCUUUGAUGGUUGUAUCAGCAUUUCUGCUGUGCAGUGGCUCUGUAAUGCUAACAAGAAGUCUGACAUCCCUGCUAAGCGCCUGUACUGCUUUUUUUCUUCUCUUUAUUCUGUGCUGGUCCGUGGAUCCCGAGCUGUCCUGCAGCUGUACCCUGAGAACUCAGAACAGUUGGAGCUGAUCACGACCCAGGCCACCAAGGCUGGCUUCACUGGAGGUGUGGUGGUGGACUACCCCAACAGUGCUAAAGCAAAGAAGUUCUACCUCUGUUUGUUUUCUGGACCUUCGACCUUUGUGCCAAAGGGCCUGAAUGGAAAUCUGGGGGAAGAGGCGGCCAGGGAGUCCACGUUCACAAAUGAGAGGGUCCCGUACAGGAUUGCGCGGCGGGGGGUCGUGAGGAAGAGCCGGGAGUGGGUGCUGGAGAAGAAGGAGCGCCGCAGGCGUCAGGGCAAGGAGGUCAGACCUGACACCCAGUACACCGGCCGCAAGCGCAAGCCCCGUUUUUGAGCGGCCAGCUGGGGUGCACACAGCCUCGCGCUGUGCCAUCCAGCCCAGGCACUCGCCCCUGCGAAGUUUUCUGUACUGAAGUGCCUACUUCAGCUUACAAUGUAGUGUUUUAGAAAAGUUCUAAAGUUCUAAAAGUAUUUUUUCACUAAAAAACGUUCUGAGAGCACCUUAUUUUGUUCUAAAAGCAAUAAACCACUUUCUGUGGAA